AUGGAGAAGAGCACAGGCCCCAAGCGGAAUGCCACAGCGUGUGAGCAUUGCCGUACAGCCAAGGCCAAGUGCCAACCCAGUGAGCAGCCAGGAGUAUGUCUUGCCUCGAGGAGAGAGUGCGUAUCUCGCACCAAGGCGCGGCCCCGCAGAGCACGUCGGACUUUGUCCAUCUCAGAGACGGAGCCGCCAACACAGACCCUUGGUCAGCCCAGCACCUUUAGCAUUGACUACCUUGUACCUAUCAGGUCGCAUGUCGAAGAUGAUUUUGAGACUUUGCGAGACUUGCACAAUUCUGUCCUUGACAGUGUUCUAGAUACAAAUGACAGCAUCGACAUAUUGCAAACCACUACAAGCCGUUCUACCUGUCCGGCAAGCUCGUCGACCCAGACCCGCUCCGUUUUUGAAAGUUGGCGGAAGCCCCAGUUCAAUAUGGCUUCAGCCGAGACUCUCCUGCACAAUUUCAGCUCCAUGCUCGAGUACAUCCCCUUUAUAGUUUUACCCGCUAGUUCGACCGUCACCCAUGUGGCUGCUACCAGACCUUUUACUCUACUGGCCAUCUUAACAGUGGCUUCAAGAUCGAGGACCGUUCAGAAACACUCAUUAUACGACGAGGAAUUUCUUAGAGUCUUAGGCCUCAAAUAUGUUUCUGGAGGAGAGAGGAGCCUCCACUUGCUUCAAGGCCUUCUGAUAUACUGUUCUUGGUAUCCCUUUCACCUAAAACCUAAGAGCUCACGGCUAGUUCAGUGCAUGCGAAUGGCUGCGGAUAUAGUCCAUGAUUUAGGCCUAGAUGAGGAUUUUCUCACGUCUGAUCCGUGGGGACAGGGGGUGACGGAAGAAGAGCUGGAAAAGAUCCGAGCAUAUCUCGCCUACGUGUAUCUCGUCUCCACAUACGUAGCUGUGUGGAAAGGGGAUAAAUGUGUACAUACUCGCGUCCCCCCUUGGGCGGGCACUGCAAUCGACAUAUUAGAGCAGAACGCACAGGUUGAUGGCGACCGUACCCUCGCCGCCUUGGUCCGCCUGUCAAGGUUGUGCUACGAUGCAACCGACGCCAUCAACGAGAGAGAAAAUCAGACUGUGCGCAACAGCCAGCUGAUCCUAGUAGGAAUCGAGCAACAGUAUCAACAAUUACGGAAUAGCAUGUUAGCUGCGUGCCCUACUCUCUUCGCAAAAGAAAGGGAGCCUGUUCGGCUGCAAAUCAUGUUUCUCGACAUAUUCCUUGACACGGGAAGCUUACUCGCCCUUCCCGUAGCCAAAACCUCGUUAUCCGCCAAAGUCGUACGCUUCCCACCCCCAGUGUCCAAAAUCCAAAGCGGCGUGAAAAAGAUUCGAGCCUAUCUGGACUACAUAAGCGAACUGGAUGACAAUUCGAUAUUGUCCUUUACCAUCAACGACUGGACGCGGCUCAUCACGGCCCUUACGUUGGCGUUUCGGCUGUCGUUUCCUCUCUCGCAAUGCCCAGAGCUGAACUGGGAGUGGGCCAAUUCAGAGAUUCAACUGGAUCAGUUUCUAUCCAAGGUUUCGAGGGAGGCAGAUGCCACGAUUGCUUCAAACGGUGUUCUCUCUGCCAACCGUGCUGUGCUUGGCGUGCUAAAGUCCAAAUACAAUCGUCGGCUGAGCUCCCUAAGUGAACAGCCAGUAUAUCCAACCAGCAGGACGUUUGGAUGCCCUAUGAUGAGCGGCGGAACAAUCAUAGCCGAGUCACAAUGGAACGCUGGAUUUGAUCAUGCCUCAGAACCGUCGACUGAUUCUGAUGUGCCUGAGAUCAUCCCGAUGUUUCCCGAUGUGUGGGCGACGAUGGCCGCGGGGUUGCAAGACAUCGAGGAGAUAUCCUGGGACUCGUUUGAUGAAGGCUUACCUGAACGCCAGUGA
Trichoderma virens Gv29-8 is the source of this 1869-nucleotide messenger RNA. RefSeq lists its product as uncharacterized. Gene Ontology annotation, molecular function: DNA-binding transcription factor activity, RNA polymerase II-specific; transcription cis-regulatory region binding. Gene Ontology annotation, cellular component: nucleus. Gene Ontology annotation, biological process: regulation of DNA-templated transcription. Lineage: Eukaryota; Fungi; Ascomycota; Sordariomycetes; Hypocreales; Hypocreaceae. The transcript has 7 exons. The coding region runs from base 1 to 1869 and encodes 622 amino acids. The record is from RefSeq and is a predicted model, not a curated record.